Molecule: messenger RNA, 1061 nt
Organism: Chenopodium quinoa (quinoa)
Lineage: Eukaryota; Viridiplantae; Streptophyta; Magnoliopsida; Caryophyllales; Amaranthaceae
Product: eukaryotic translation initiation factor-like
Exons: 5
Coding region: 99-704 (201 amino acids)
Biological process (GO): translational initiation
Cellular component (GO): cytoplasm; eukaryotic translation initiation factor 4F complex
Molecular function (GO): translation initiation factor activity; RNA 7-methylguanosine cap binding
Source: RefSeq, a predicted model, not a curated record
ACCCGACAACCUCAAUCUCCCCCUUUCGAGAGGUUUACACCAUUACACAAAUUUUACCUAUAAGAAUUCAACAAACCUCUCUUUUUCGUCGCAAAAAUAUGUCGACCGAAGUUGCAGCGGAAAUCAUGGAUGCGCCGCCGGCAAACGAAGCGUCGGAAACCACCAAACAACCCCACAAAUUAGAGAGAAAGUGGGCGUUUUGGUUUGACACUACUAAACCUAAACAAGGUGCUGCUUGGGGUUCUACUCUUAAGAAAGCCUAUACUUUUGAUACCGUCGAAGAGUUUUGGUGCCUAUAUGAUCAAAUAUUCAAGCCCAGCAAGUUAGUUGGAAACGCCGAUUUCCAUUUGUUCAAGAAUGGGAUUGAACCAAAAUGGGAGGAUCCUGAAUGUGCACAUGGAGGCAAGUGGACUGUUUCUGCUAACAGAAAGACAAAUCUCGAGGGAAUGUGGCUUGAAACUUUGAUGGCUCUAAUUGGGGAGCAAUUUGAUGAAGCUGAUGAGAUAUGUGGUGUGGUUGCAAGUGCACGUUCAAGGGGUGACAAGCUUUCAUUGUGGACUAGAAAUGCCGCGAAUGAAUCUGUUCAGAUGGGCAUUGGAAGGAAGUGGAAAGAUAUAAUUGACAUUACAGACAAAAUUAACUACAGCUUUCAUGAUGAUGCCAAAAAGGAUAAUAAAUCUAACAGAGGCAGAUACAGUGUGUAAGACCCCCAAUUUCAUGUUGAUCUCUUCUCCCUGGGCAAUUUUGCUUUAGAGGCUCGGCUUCAAUUUUUUGUGCACUACAGUUUGUUUUAUCUGUUUAUUGUGGCCUUUUAGGCUUCAGAUGGGUAUAAGCAUUCAACCUAUUUCCUGGUUAAUUUCACAAUUGUAAUUUUUGUGAGUUUUGACCCCCCCUUUUUCCAGUUAUUGAUGAGUUUGCAUAUGUUAUACAUACAGAAUUUAAGCUUAUGCACUUUCAGAAAUCUAUCUUAGACUCGUGUAAUGUUGCCCUUGUAGCUAGAUGAAGUUACAAGGUUGGAUUAUUGAAAGCUAUUUCAAGAUAUGUUAUUUGUGUUUUGACCA